AUGUCUUUACCACAGGCAUCUCUACCUCUCCAUGCCCGAUGCGAUCCGGUUAACACCGACCAGCCAGAAAUGCCCCAAUACGUCGACUUCGCUGCCGGCGUCGCCAAGAAUUUCCUCAGAGAGCCGGAAUUACCGGCCCUGUUAGAAGAAAAUGGUGGCCAAGAUGCCAAUACCGGAAAUGGAGACAACGACCAUACCUCUACAAACAGCGACAGCUCCGAGCCCGCAGCCUCCCCUGUUGCUCUCGGUAAUGUGGCUAUUCCGCAUGAGCCUGUGCCCGCCCCGACUCAUGUUUCGGUCACCAUCAUCCAUUCCGUCGCACAUACCGUUGCUUCAGCUUUCCCAUCUCCUGGCUCUAUUAUCUCGGAGUCGCCUGCUCAAAUUCCAGCCCUGUCUCCUAGCCCGUCGGUUGCUACCUCUACGCCUGCCCUCGGGCUUGUCCAGGAUCCCACCUCGGUUCCUUCUGGACAGUCCCUUUCCAUGGCCCCGGCUUCCGCUUCCACUUCUCAAUGUCGACCUGUCUCGGUCUCAAGCCCGGCUCCCGCCACGACCGCUUCUCCGGCUUCAGUACCGACCAUUACUCCACCUCCCCACGCCACCGCCAGCACUGCGGGCAACCGCAAGCGCCCCAACAGAAAGCUCUCUCGUGAGCUGAGCUCGCUCGCCCAGCUGGGAGGUCCAGGGAAUGUCAUUGGCAGUGUCAUUGUCAGGAAGAGAAGGCAUGGAAAUGAAGGCGACGCCUCCGACGACACCUCUCACGAUGUGGGCAAGGACAGAUUCAAGAGAGUACCUACGUACGUCUACACUACCUAG
Neurospora tetraspora is the source of this 813-nucleotide messenger RNA. RefSeq lists its product as uncharacterized. Lineage: Eukaryota; Fungi; Ascomycota; Sordariomycetes; Sordariales; Sordariaceae. Bases 1 to 813 code for a protein of 270 amino acids. The transcript has 3 exons. The record is from RefSeq and is a predicted model, not a curated record.